GCGAGCUCAGUAUCAUCUCCAGCACAAGCCAACAAGAAAAAAACAUGGACUGGGCUAGAGAUCAGUACAACAAGCAAUACAACGCCUGGGUACCAUGGCUAGAGGACCUCUAUCUCCGCUAUUUCACCCGCGACAAUAAGGCGAGCUACACCACGCGCAAUAACCUCGGCAAGACCAAGGUAACAAACGUGUCCCAGGUAGACGCCCUCCAGGACUCGGCCAACGACGUCGUCGCAGACCAGAUCGGGCAGGACGGGCUCGGCCGGCCCGUCGGCGACCACGUCUCGCACGAGGGCAUCAACCGCGUCGAGAGGGAGGGCAAGGACGACAAGGGCCGCUACGUACCCGCGCCGGAGGGUGUUAGCGGCCCCCUGGAGGCGGUUUCCGGAGCAGGGAAUGCUGUCGUCUGCGGGCUUGUCGACUGAGGAAGGCAGGCUGCCGGUGCGAUUGGAGGCUUGGUUGGGCGAUAGACAUGGCGGGCACGUGGGAAAGGGUUUAUGGGGAGGUGGGGAGGUUCAGGUAUUAAAGGGCGGACUCUUUUUGUGCGCCUGCCUAAUAGCGCGUUUCCAACCUACCUUAGGCAGGUUUAAACGAUGGUCGCCUGCAAUUGGAAUACUUGGGGGACC
Thermothelomyces thermophilus ATCC 42464 is the source of this 626-nucleotide messenger RNA. RefSeq lists its product as uncharacterized. The coding region runs from base 45 to 425 and encodes 126 amino acids. Lineage: Eukaryota; Fungi; Ascomycota; Sordariomycetes; Sordariales; Chaetomiaceae. The record is from RefSeq and is a predicted model, not a curated record. The transcript has 2 exons.